This is a messenger RNA of Schistosoma turkestanicum, 626 nucleotides long. NCBI's taxonomy places the organism in Eukaryota, Metazoa, Platyhelminthes, Trematoda, Strigeidida, Schistosomatidae. The record is from the annotation of a GenBank genome assembly.
AUCUUACUCUUAUUGUCCAUCAUUUCAUUUCAUUAGUAGUAAAUUUAUUAUUCAAAAUGGCAAGAGUUGGUAAUGGUCUACAAAUCCCUUUAUCAUGGAUACCAGUUCAUGAUGGUAAAUUGCCAAAGAAUGCCGUGAAAGCAGAUGAGUCUAUUUAUGUGGCACGUUGUCAUAUAGAUGGUGAUUUAAUUUGUGGCAAAUAUUUGGAAAAAUAUGAAAAAGCAUAUUUUCCAGUAGAUGAAAAAGAAUUAGAAUUUGUAGAAUAUGAAAUAUUAUGUAAUUCUGGUAUUCCUGGUUGUCGUGAAGGAUAUGAAUGGAUAAUGAUGAAUGGAGGUGAUGUACCAGAAAAUGCAAUAGUCGCCGGAAUCAACAAAUACGGUACACCAUUGUAUGUUGUGAAAGGACGAAUUGAAGGUGAAAUAUGUGUUGGAAAAUUAAUUCAAGGUGAAUGCGCAGGACGUUUUUCAUGGGGUGGAGAUGAACAUAAAUGUGAACAUUAUGAAGUACUUGUUUUAAAAUAUUGAAAAUUUAUCAUAAUAAUAAUUUUUUUUUUGAGAAAAAAAACAAAACAUAUUUAUUUUGAUUUUUAUUUAAUUAAUUAAUUAAUAAUAAAGUCAUAUUCACAA